UGUUCGUUCAAGAAAGAAACUAUAACCAUGAGUGGAAGGGGCAAGGGUGGCAAGGGACUCGGCAAAGGAGGUGCUAAGCGUCACCGUAAAGUUCUCCGUGAUAACAUCCAGGGCAUCACCAAACCCGCCAUCCGCCGUCUGGCUCGCCGUGGCGGAGUGAAGCGCAUCUCCGGUCUGAUCUACGAGGAGACUCGUGGAGUGUUGAAGGUGUUCCUGGAGAACGUCAUCCGUGACGCCGUCACCUACACUGAGCACGCCAAGAGGAAGACCGUGACCGCCAUGGAUGUGGUGUACGCUCUGAAGAGGCAGGGCCGCACUCUGUACGGCUUCGGCGGUUAAACUCAUUUGGCCUGAUCCAUCAAACGGCUCUUUUAAGAGCCACACA
Messenger RNA from Oreochromis niloticus (Nile tilapia), 385 nucleotides. Its product is annotated as histone H4. The coding region runs from base 28 to 339 and encodes 103 amino acids. Gene Ontology annotation, cellular component: nucleosome. The transcript has 2 exons. Gene Ontology annotation, molecular function: structural constituent of chromatin; DNA binding; protein heterodimerization activity. NCBI's taxonomy places the organism in Eukaryota, Metazoa, Chordata, Actinopteri, Cichliformes, Cichlidae. The record is from RefSeq and is a predicted model, not a curated record.